GAGAAGGGGGGGUCGGGCAAUGAAGCUCCCACAUGCCCGCAGCUCCCUGGAUCAGCCCGCAAGCUAAACAGCUACACCCCCCGGGCUCAGUCCUUUGCUCCGCCCGGAGCUUCAGCACCUCGGCCGCUGCUUGGUCUGCGCUCCGACGCUUUGCACCGGGGAAGGAGUUUGCGUGGUCCUCUCUCCCAUUCUCUGGGCAGGUUACAGGCGGGAGAGAGAAACCUUCGCUGGGAAAGAACAACAGGAGGAGGUGGUGGCUCUGGGGGAGAAGAAACCCUCCCUGCCCCCCUAGGCUCUCCCUACCUAUUUCAUCUCUUUCACUCCAAACCGAAAAGAGGAGGACGAGGAAGAAGAAGAAAAAGAAAAGAGAAAAGGGGGGUGGAGUACGUGGAGGGGGGGGAACUGGCUCUAAAGAUCAGCUGGGGGGAUGGUGGAAGAUUUUUGGUCUCUUCAGCACCGUCUUCUCCUGAGCAGCAGCAGCAGCAGCGGCAGCGGCGGCAAGAGGAGGAGGAGAAGCAGCAGCAGCAGCGGCGGCAGCGGCAGCAGCAGCUCGUGCAAUGACUGCCGCAUAUUAAUAGCUGACGGUUUGGUGUGGGCGCUGCUGCUGGAGACAUAACCUUACUCUGAAGUUGGGCAACUGACUAGGAAAUACCUUUUUUUUCUUUGCUCCUUUCCCCCCUCCCUCUUGGUGUGUAUAUCAGUAAGGAAACAAAAAGGAAGAAAAGCCUUUCCCCCCCUCCUCUCCCUUCCCCCUUGGUGGAGGUGGCUAUGUAGCAGAACAAGAGAGGGGGAAGGAGACACUUUUUUUUUCUUAUCCUUGCCUGGGUUCUCCACCCUUCUGCUACCCGCUCUCGAGCUUCGAUUAUUAUUUUUAUUUUAGGGGGAGGAGGUUGUCUUUACUGUGGCAGGUCCAUCUUUCCCCCCUGGGUUCCAUGGCUGGAUUGUGGGAGCAGCUCCUGGCUACAGGCUGUUGAGCAACUGAUGGGACUAUCUCAGGAACCGGAGGUUACAAAAGAAAUGUUGAUUGCUGUGAUCUGCAAAAAAAAAUAUGGAUUUUUAGCAACUGAAGAGCAAGUCAAGGUCUUGGACUCUGGAUAUUUGUGUUUUUAUUUUUAAAAAACAAUUUUUGAGGGAGUUUUUUUUCUUUUUUUCUUUUGCUUUUUUUAUUCUCCUCCCUUAAAGUAGAGCCAUCUACUUCUUGGAGUAAAGAAGAGGGAACAGAAGGACACUUAUUUCAUUUCACUUUUGAAGCACUUAUUGCUGAGCAACCUUCAAGUUACAGUACACAGCCAUGUGGUCAUCACAGCUGCUAUUCUUCAUGAUGCUCUUUGCACCAAUUGUUCAUGCUUUCAGUCGUGCCCCAAUUCCAAUGGCUGUGGUCCGAAGGGAACUAUCCUGUGAAAGCUACCCAAUAGAACUUCGAUGUCCUGGAACAGAUGUUAUCAUGAUUGAAAGUGCCAACUAUGGUAGGACUGAUGAUAAAAUCUGUGACUCUGAUCCUGCUCAGAUGGAGAAUAUCCGGUGUUAUCUACCAGAUGCCUAUAAGAUUAUGUCUCAAAGAUGCAAUAACCGAACACAGUGUGCUGUGGUAGCAGGUCCUGAUGUGUUUCCAGACCCAUGUCCAGGAACCUACAAAUAUCUUGAAGUGCAGUAUGAAUGUGUCCCUUACAAAGUGGAACAAAAAGUUUUUCUUUGUCCUGGACUGCUCAAAGGCGUAUACCAGAGCGAGCAUUUGUUUGAGUCUGACCACCAGUCUGGGGCAUGGUGCAAGGACCCCCUUCAGGCUUCAGACAAGAUUUAUUAUAUGCCCUGGACUCCUUACAGAACGGACACCCUCACAGAGUACUCAUCCAAGGAUGAUUUUAUUGCUGGAAGGCCAACAACAACUUACAAGCUCCCUCACCGAGUAGAUGGCACAGGAUUUGUAGUCUAUGAUGGAGCUUUGUUCUUCAACAAGGAACGCACAAGAAACAUAGUUAAGUUUGACUUGCGGACUAGGAUAAAGAGUGGGGAGGCCAUCAUAGCUAAUGCCAAUUACCAUGACACAUCCCCUUACCGGUGGGGAGGCAAGUCUGACAUAGACCUGGCAGUAGAUGAGAAUGGGCUAUGGGUCAUCUAUGCAACAGAACAGAACAAUGGUAAAAUUGUCAUUAGCCAAUUGAACCCUUAUACAUUAAGGAUUGAAGGGACAUGGGAUACAGCCUAUGAUAAAAGGUCAGCUUCCAACGCAUUUAUGAUUUGUGGGAUUUUGUAUGUGGUGAAAUCUGUAUAUGAAGAUGAUGACAAUGAAGCUACAGGGAAUAAGAUAGACUACAUUUACAACACUGACCAAAGUAAAGAUAGUUUGGUGGACGUCCCAUUUCCGAACUCAUACCAGUACAUAGCUGCUGUGGAUUAUAACCCUCGGGACAAUCUGCUUUAUGUGUGGAACAAUUAUCAUGUUGUGAAGUAUUCUUUGGAUUUUGGACCUCUGGACAGCAGAUCAGGGCAGGCACAUCAUGGGCAAGUUUCAUACAUUUCUCCACCAAUUCACCUGGACUCUGAACUGGAAAGACCACCUUCUAAAGAAAUCUCCACCACAGGACCAAUUGGCCUGGGAAGCACUACCACCACCACCAGUACAACCUUGAGAAUCACCACAGGAAGUCCAGGGAGGAGUACCACCACAUCAGUGCCAGGGAGAAAGAACAGAAGCACCAGUACGCCAUCCCCAGCAGCAGCAGUACCAGAUGAAAUCACCACCCACCUUCCACCUGCUUCUUCUCAACUCCCAGCUCUGGAAGAGAGCUGUGAUGCUGUGGAAGCCCGGGAAAUCAUGUGGUUUAAGACCCGUCAAGGACAGAUGGCAAAGCAGCCAUGCCCUGCGGGGACAGUAGGUGUGUCUACAUUCCUCUGUUUGGCCCCUAAUGGAACUUGGGAUCCUCAAGGACCAGAUCUCAGCAACUGUUCUUCUCCUUGGGUCAAUCACAUAACACAGAAGCUGAAGUCUGGUGAGACAGCUGCUAACAUUGCCAGGGAGCUUGCUGAGCAGACCAGAAAUCAGUUGAAUGCUGGGGAUAUCACCUACUCGGUCCGUGCAAUGGAUCAACUGGUAGGCUUGCUGGAUGUUCAGCUCCGAAACCUGACUCCUGGUGGAAAAGACAGUGCUGCACGUAGUUUAAACAAGCUUCAGAAAAGAGAGCGCUCUUGCAGAGCCUAUGUCCAGGCAAUGGUUGAGACAGUUAACAACCUGCUCCAGCCACAGGCUUUGAAUGCAUGGCGAGACCUCACGACAAGCGAUCAGCUCCGUGCAGCUACCAUGUUACUUGACACUGUGGAGGAAAGUGCUUUUGUGCUGGCCGAUAACCUUUUGAAGACAGACAUAGUCAGGGAAAACACAAACAAUAUCCAAUUAGAAGUUGCAAGGCUGAGUACAGAAGGGAAUUUAGAAGAUCUAAAAUUUCCAGAAAACAUGGGACAUGGAAGUACUAUUCAGCUAUCUGCAAAUACCCUGAAACAAAAUGGCCGAAAUGGAGAGAUCAGAGUGGCUUUUGUCCUGUAUAACAACUUGGGUCCUUAUUUGUCCACGGAGAAUGCCAGUAUGAAGUUGGGAACAGAGGCCAUGUCCACCAAUCAUUCUGUCAUCGUCAAUUCCCCUGUUAUUACAGCAGCAAUAAACAAAGAGUUUAGUAAUAAAGUUUAUUUGGCUGAUCCAGUAGUGUUUACUGUUAAGCAUAUCAAGCAAUCUGAGGAAAAUUUCAACCCUAACUGUUCAUUCUGGAGCUACUCCAAACGUACAAUGACAGGCUAUUGGUCAACACAGGGCUGUCGCCUCCUUACAACUAAUAAGACACACACUACGUGCUCUUGUAAUCACCUAACCAACUUUGCUGUAUUGAUGGCACAUGUGGAAGUUAAGCAUAGUGAUGCAGUCCAUGACCUUCUUCUGGAUGUGAUUACAUGGGUUGGAAUUCUCCUGUCCCUUGUUUGCCUCCUGAUCUGCAUCUUCACCUUCUGUUUUUUCCGUGGCCUUCAGAGUGACCGUAACACCAUCCAUAAAAAUCUCUGCAUCAGCCUCUUUGUAGCUGAACUUCUCUUUUUGAUUGGAAUCAAUCGAACUGACCAACCAAUCGCCUGUGCAGUUUUUGCCGCUCUCUUACAUUUCUUCUUCUUGGCUGCCUUCACUUGGAUGUUCCUGGAAGGAGUGCAGCUUUAUAUCAUGUUGGUGGAGGUUUUCGAGAGUGAACAUUCACGCAGAAAAUACUUCUAUUUGGUUGGCUAUGGGAUGCCUGCUCUCAUCGUUGCUGUGUCAGCAGCUGUAGACUACAGGAGUUACGGGACAGAUAAAGUAUGUUGGCUUCGGCUUGACACCUACUUCAUUUGGAGCUUUAUAGGACCAGCAACCUUGAUAAUUAUGCUUAAUGUAAUCUUCCUUGGGAUUGCUUUAUAUAAGAUGUUUCAUCAUACUGCCAUAUUGAAACCUGAGUCUGGCUGUCUUGAUAACAUCAACUAUGAGGAUAACAGACCCUUCAUCAAGUCAUGGGUUAUAGGUGCAAUAGCCCUUCUCUGCCUAUUAGGACUGACCUGGGCCUUUGGACUUAUGUAUAUUAAUGAAAGCACAGUCAUCAUGGCGUAUCUCUUCACCAUUUUCAAUUCUCUACAGGGAAUGUUUAUAUUCAUUUUCCAUUGCGUUCUUCAGAAAAAGGUACGUAAAGAAUAUGGGAAAUGUCUCCGCACACAUUGCUGUAGUGGCAAAAGUACAGAGAGUUCCAUUGGCUCAGGGAAAACAUCUGGUUCUCGAACUCCUGGACGUUAUUCCACAGGCUCACAGAGCCGGAUUCGAAGGAUGUGGAAUGACACGGUUCGAAAGCAGUCUGAGUCUUCCUUUAUUACUGGAGAUAUAAACAGUUCAGCGUCACUCAACAGAGGAGCCAUGGCUAAUCAUCUUAUAACCAAUGCUCUGCUUCGUCCUCAUGGCACUAACAAUCCCUAUAAUACAUUGCUUGGGGAACCGGCCGUCUGUAACAACCCUUCUGUGAGCAUGUACAACACACAAGAGCCCUACAGAGAGACAAAGGGGCUUCUGAACAAUGCCAGGGAUACAAGUGUCAUGGAUACUCUACCACUGAAUGGUAACCACGGCAAUAGCUACAGCAUUGCCAGCGGCGAGUACUUGAGCAACUGUGUGCAAAUCAUUGAUCGUGGCUACAAUCAUAAUGAGACAGCUCUAGAGAAAAAAAUUCUGAAGGAACUCACUUCCAACUAUAUCCCUUCUUAUCUCAACAACCAUGAGCGCUCUAGUGAGCAGAAUAGGAACCUGAUGAACAAAUUGGUGAAUAACCUCGGCAGUGGGAGUGAAGAUGACGCCAUUGUCCUUGAUGAUGCCACUUCCUUUAACCAUGAGGAGAGUCUGGGCCUGGAACUCAUUCAUGAAGAGUCUGAUGCCCCUUUGCUGCCCCCAAGAGUUUAUUCCACAGAGAACCACCAGCCACAUCAUUAUAGUAGAAGGCGGAUCCCACAAGACAACAGUGAGAGCUUUUUCCCCUUGCUAACCAACGAGCACACAGAAGACCUCCAGUCACCCAACAGGGAUUCUCUAUAUACCAGUAUGCCCGCACUGGCUGGUAUGCCAGGCACAGAGAGCGUUACCACCAGCACCCAGACCGAUCCCCCGCCAGCCAAAAGUGGUGAUGCUGAUGAUGUUUACUACAAAAGUAUGCCAAAUCUAGGCUCCAGAAACCACGUGCAUCAGCUGCACACUUACUACCAACUAGGGCGAGGCAGCAGUGAUGGAUUUAUAGUUCCUCCAAACAAAGAUGGGUCCUCCCCAGAAGGGAGUUCCAAAGGACCUGCUCACUUGGUCACUAGUCUAUAGAAGAGUAAGAAAAAAUUUAAGCCAACAAAACCCCUAACACCUGGUUUACUGUUCCAAGUUAAUAUAAGCAGUGGUAAUAUGUGUGUACUCCUAAAUCUUUAUGCUGUUCUAAAGGGAAAAAAAGGACAAAAAUCAAAAACAAGAAACAAAAACUUUCAGACUUUUUUUUUUACUGGAAUUUUUAGGCCAGCCCAGGGGAGAAUGAUAACUGCUGAAAUUCCCCUCUCCCCUCUCUGUCUUGUCCUCCCCACCCCCCCCCAGACAGAGACUUCAUUAUGUUAAUGAACGGUAUAUGAAGAAAAUGGCACUCUCUGUGGCCUUCUUGAAUUAAUGCUGUGUUUGUUUAAACAUCUUUGAUGCUCUGUUACUAUUCUGAUAUGGACCUGAUUUUUAAAAGGCCAGAACAUGCAUCCGAACUUAGUAACAGUGACGCAUCUAGAUUGGAGUGCUGCACAAACAAACAUAACAACAAAGCAAAACUGUUUAUUAUUGAUCUGUAUCACCUAAUGGUUUUUGGUCACUCACAACUUGAUUUUACCACAGCGGACUUUGCUGUGGGGUAAAACAAAAUAAAAUUCUAAUGAAAUGGAAGGGAAUUCUAGAAUUAUAUGCUAAAUGCAUAUUUUAUGUUUUGCUGUAUUAACUGAUGAUAAAACUAAUGGCAGAAAAACUGAACAAUUUCUAUGUAAUGUACAGAUACUAGCAUUGCACAUAUAGUCUGCUUUCCGUUCCUCCAGAACUUGCGUCCCUGUUAAUGUAGUGGAAAACAAAAAAACAAAAAAACAAAAAACAAAAAAAAGAACUUUCUGUUGUGCUGGUCUUGCAAGUUUGUCUACCAGUAGGAGCAAGAUUUUCAUUAGUUUUUUUGGGGGCCAUUUUUUUUUCUUAAUAUUUCACUGGGCAAAAUAAAUAAUAAAUAAGAACUAUCACUUUAUAAGGAUCAUUUUCUAGUAAUGCAAACACAAAUUAUUUUUUACAAAAAAAAAAAAUUGGAUCUUCGUCCCUCACUCUGUAUCUUUAUUCAGUGGCUAUAUUGCAAACAGGACUUUUGCAGAUUAGGGCAGGACAAAUUUUAUGUUUACAAUGCACAGCUGAUAUAAUUCAAAGCCAAUUGGGCAAGAAGUCCCUUACCAAGGCAGUAGGAAUGGAUCAAGAAAUUGAGAGGUAUCUAAAAAUUGUGGGGGGCUUUUUGCAUGUAAAAUGAUAAUCCUCUAGGAGUGAGGGCACUCCUGGUUCAUUCUUGGCUCCUAGAUGAGGAACUUGUAUUGCUGUUGGUUAAACGAAAUUGAUUUGCCCAUAAUACAAAUUGAAAAAUCCAAUUAUUUUAAUGUGACUAAAAAAAAAAAAAACCUCUUUACUUUCCCAAAGAGGGAAAGAGUUAUUUAUUUGACAGGAUUUUAAGUAAUGUAGGAUUUCAGGAGGUAAAUUAGCAGCACAGAUUAUACUUUUUUUUUAAUUUAUGAUCCAUUUUGUAUGGUCUCAAAGUUGAAUGACCUCAUUACUAAUAUUUGUUGUAAAAGUGAAACUUGUUUGCCAACCAAUAAACAACUGAUUAAGAUUUAGAA
Molecule: messenger RNA, 7419 nt
Organism: Dromiciops gliroides (monito del monte)
Lineage: Eukaryota; Metazoa; Chordata; Mammalia; Microbiotheria; Microbiotheriidae
Gene: ADGRL3
Product: adhesion G protein-coupled receptor L3
Exons: 27
Coding region: 1292-5854 (1520 amino acids)
Biological process (GO): synapse assembly; adenylate cyclase-activating G protein-coupled receptor signaling pathway; brain development
Cellular component (GO): glutamatergic synapse; cell-cell junction; axon
Molecular function (GO): G protein-coupled receptor activity; carbohydrate binding
Source: RefSeq, a predicted model, not a curated record